Molecule: messenger RNA, 746 nt
Organism: Cuscuta epithymum
Lineage: Eukaryota; Viridiplantae; Streptophyta; Magnoliopsida; Solanales; Convolvulaceae
Source: the annotation of a GenBank genome assembly
UGAAGGGAGAGAAGGAGUGGGAGGAAAGAAAGCGGAGGAACGCCGAUGAGGCGAAGAAGAGGAAGUGGGAAAGCCAUGGCCCACAAGGUUCUAACAAAAAGGGGAACCACGGGGGAGGAGGAUCGUUCAGGGCACCGGCGCCGCCAUCCAAGGGAAACUCGGCUUUCGGCGGGCACAACUCGGGCUCACAAGCCUCGACAGCGCCCAGGUGCCGAAAUUGCAACAGGAGCCACGCCGGUAAGUGUCGUGACCCUCCUCGGUGCUACCAAUGUGGAGACACGGGGCAUCUUAAACCAAAUUGCCCUCAACUUGGUGGAAACCGAGGGGCGGGAUCAAGCGGCGCUACUACGGCAAGUAGAAGUCGGACCGGAGCACCCCAUGCUAGUACGGGGCAGGGGGGAGCGAGCGCCAGCAACGCGCCGUCCGUGAAUCAAGGAAGGACGCAAGCUAGAGUCUACGCAAUGACCGAGGCCGAUGCUCGGGCCAAUCCCGACUCCGUUGCAGUUUCAGGUCGGGAUUAAAGCUUGCCGCUACCGCCCGUUGUACCGGAGAAUUCAAGAGAAGAAGACGUGGUUCGUGCUUCUUCUGUUUCUGUUUUGAAAACGAUUUAAACCAUGCUCAUGGAUAUUAUUUUUCUUUAAUAUGUAUUUAGGGCUUGUAUGCCCAUGUUGCCAAAGUGUGGCGUGCACAUUUGUAUUGAACAUUUCCGCUGCUUUAAAUGAUUAUUUUACAUUAUGUUGUUUAUG